AUGUGGCCAUUCUCUUCGUCUUAUUCCACCGGAAACAUUUCGUUGUUCAAGCAAGCGCAGCGCGAUGAGAGGCUCUCGUCGGUCAGCAUGGCUGUGGCUACUUCCGUCAAUACCUCGGCCAUCUUGAGCGCAGGUGCGUCUGAAAUCGUGAAGCACAUCGAGAUUGGCGAAUGGACUGCGUCUCAGGUUCUGGAAGCAUACAUCCAGCGCGCGGCGUUCGCGCACCAAUCGACCAACUGCCUGACUGAAGUCAUGUUCGCCGAUGCCCGUGAGGAAGCUCGGGCGCUUGACAACGAAUUUGAGAUCACGAAGACAGUCAAAGGUCCCUUGCAUGGCGUCCCAAUCAGCUUCAAAGACACCUUCGAUGUGAAGGGUUAUGAUUCCACGAUUGGAUUCGGUGAGCUCGCGAAUAACCCACGGACGGCGGAUGCAGAGCUCGUGAGCCUUGCCCGUGCAGCAGGUGGAAUCCCCUUCGUCAAGACGAACGUUUGCCAGACAAUGAUGACCUUCGAGUGCGCUAACCCCAUCUGGGGUGUUACGGUCCAUCCGCAAAACAAGCGCUACACGAGCGGUGGCAGCUCCGGAGGCGAAGCUGCACUCAUUGCCAUGGGCGGAAGUCCGCUCGGAUUUGGGAACGACAUUGGCGGUUCACUGCGGAUUCCUGCAGCAUAUUGUGGGAUAUACUCGUUGAGACCCGGUACAUGGAGGAUAAGCGGGGUGGGCAUGACAUCCGCACUAGAAGGGUUCGAAGGAAUACCGACAGUUAUGGGUCCCGUGUGCCGUUCAGUGGAUGAUGUCGAGCUCGCAUGUCGCGUCGUCUUCGGGAAGGGCAGCAACCGUGAGGUCUCUCCCAUGCCGUUCCGUGACGUACAAAUUCCUGCAAAGCUACGUUUUGGGUACUACAUCUCAGAUGGUUUCAUUAAGGCAUCCCCAGCAUGCCAGAGAGCAGUAAGAGAGACUGUAGAAGCAUUAAUGCAUCAGGGGCACGAAUGUAUUCCAAUUGUGGUCCCCGAGCCGUUGACACAUGUGGAACUCUUCGCUGGCUUAACCUCUGCUGACGGGUACAAGACGCUGCUUGCAGGGGUCGGACGUGAUCCAACGGACCCCGGGCUCUUUCUCACAACAUUAGGACCCAGACUUUUUGGAUGGUUCCGCUCGCUCGCCGUGUGGAUCAUCAGUACGUUCUUCGGAGACGACAUCUUCGCCCGCUGUAUGCGGAUGUCCCGGACAAGAUCCGUGGCUGAAUAUUGGCAACUGGUCGCGAAAAGGGAUGUGUAUAAACAGCUGUUCUACGACGAAGUAUGGGAGAAACAUCAGCUUGACGGUAUCAUCGCGCCAGUGCAAGCGCUACCCCAAGCGCAGCACGGCACCUGUGCGAAAGCCUCGGUCCUUGCCGCUGGGACGUUCCUCUACAACCUCCUCAACCUCCCCGUGGGCGUCGUACCCGUAUCGCGCGUGGACCCCAAGCGGGACCAGGUGACGGAGGAAUGGUCCAACCCACGCAUCGGCGAGGGACACGGGUCGCCACUGUUUGAGAGAUUGUUGUAUGGAAGGGGCGGACUGUAUGACCCGGUCGACAUGGCAGGCAUGCCCACCGCGGUGCAGGUGAUCGGGCGACAGUGGGAGGACGAAAAGGUGGUGGGGAUGAUGAGGGUCGUUGACAGGGCACUGGGCCCGCGUUGGCUGCUGCAUUCUGAAGUAAAGGACAGCGUGAACCUUCGAGAUUCUCGUUGA
Sparassis crispa is the source of this 1734-nucleotide messenger RNA. Its product is annotated as Putative amidase. The transcript has 14 exons. Bases 1 to 1734 code for a protein of 577 amino acids. Gene Ontology annotation, molecular function: amidase activity; fatty acid amide hydrolase activity. The record is from RefSeq and is a predicted model, not a curated record. NCBI's taxonomy places the organism in Eukaryota, Fungi, Basidiomycota, Agaricomycetes, Polyporales, Sparassidaceae. Gene Ontology annotation, biological process: fatty acid catabolic process.